AGCGCUUGUAAACAGAGAUGCCGGUUGGGGGACGGUCGGUGGCCCAGGCGGGCUGUCACCCGGCGCGGGGCGGGCUGCCAGGGUCCAGCCCGAGCCAGGACCCAAGACUGCACGCCCCGCAGGUGAUGGGACAGGAGCGACCGGCGGCCGGGAAAUUCAAGAUUGCCGUGGUAUAGCUUUGACAAGUACCUUCCUGUUGUCUUCAGACAAUAACCUCAAAGGAACCUUGUAUCUGACCAGUGGCAGCCGGCAAAUAAUUUUCAUUACCUGGAAAAUCUCAGCCGCCCUUCUGCUUGGCCUGCUUCUGGCAGUUGAAUGAAGGAUUCUUCUAGCCACUUCCAGAACUUCAUUGCCGAAGCACCUCUCUUUGUUGGGUGAAUGUUCAUGCAGCCCUUUCCUGAGCCCGCUGAGAAGGCUUAAGGCCUCUCGGAGCCUGCGACAUGGAAGCUUUGGAAGUGGACGAUAUCAGCCCGGCCUUGGAAGUGACCGAGGACUUCUUCAAUAGCUUUGAUAACAAGCUCGAGAACAUUGUGCAGCAAGCAGAGGUUUAUGGGAUUCAGGAAGUCCCCGAGCUGGUGGGGCGCGAGGCCCUGAGCAACAUCACAGACAAUGGUGCUAUGAGAAAUGUCGUCCCCCUGGGCAAGGGGGGCGCGAUCUGGGACCAGUGUAAGAGUCGGCACUUAGACACCAAAGCUCCAACUGUCUUCCCUGCCAAAGAACAGUUUCUGGUCCAGAAAGGGACAGCCCCGGAUAAUCUUUCCUGGAUGGAGCAGAAGGAGGCCUCCACCUUUAAUUUUUUCAACAUGUGCCAGCGUCGGAGAGACAGGCCUCGUUCUGUGAACGACUUGCUGGACGAGACUUCUACUUUCAAGCCAGGGCACGCACGCUCGAGGUCGGAUAUCACCCAGAGGGACUGGAGGGUGCUCCUCCAGGCCAUGCCUUUGCAGCCGCAGCCACCGCCACCGCCGUCCCUCCAGGACCCGCCCUUCCCUCAGCGCUCCUUCCUGCUGCCCUUACCAAAUCAAGUGGAAGAUGCUCAAGGGAAUACGGAACACAAGCAGGCAUUCCCAAACAUUCUGAAGAAAGGUUACCUGGAGAUUCGGAAGAACCACGACAGUUACUGGCAGAGCUGUUACGCCGAACUCUCGCCUUACAGCCUAUGCUUCUACAGCCUCGACGGCAGUGGAAAUCCAAUGCCCUAUGCCACCUACCUGCUCUCCCACUUCCAGAGCAUAUCUGUCCUGGGCAACCUCGAGGCCAGGCUGGUGGACACAGUCCUGUAUGACCACACACAGCUGCAGCUGAAGGCAGAGUCCCCGUGGGAGGCUCUGGACUGGGGGCAGAAGCUCUGGGAAGGCGUGCAUGCAGCCUUGCCCAUGUACCCCGGGCGGCGGGAGGAGCUGGCCCCCGUGGCAGGCCUCGGUCAUCACGUUGACUGUCCACAGAACCACUGUUUACAGAAGAACCCCAGCGAGUUGCUGCCGCCGUCCCCUGUCGUGGAUAGUUCCCGCCGGUACCAAAACAUUCUCAAAUCGGGGACCCUCUACAGGCUCACCGUCCAGAACAACUGGAAGGCCUUCACGUUUGUGCUGAGCCAGGCCUGCCUUCUGGCCUUCCAGCCGGGCAAGCUGGAUGAGGACCCCCUCCUCAGCUACAACGUGGACGUGUGUCUGGCCGUCCAGGUCGACCACCUGGACGGCUGCGACUCUUGCUUCCAAGUCAUCUUCCCCCAGGACGUGCUCCGCCUGCGUGCCGAGACCCGGCAGCGGGCCCAGGAGUGGAUGGACGCCCUGAAGACGGUGGCCAGCCUGGCGCGGAGCCCGGAGCAGAGCCAGCCCGUGGUGCUGCGGAGCAAGCCCCAGGACCAGCCGGGCGGCCAGGAGCUCAAGAAGCACAAACGCCAGUCGGUCACCUCCAGCUUCCUGAGCAUCCUGACCACGUUGUCCCUGGAGCGAGGGCUCACCGCUCAGAGCUUCAAAUGUGCAGGAUGCCCUCGAUCCAUAGGCCUUUCCAACGGGAAAGCCAAGGUGUGCAAUUACAGCGGGUGGUACUACUGCAGCAGUUGCCACGUGGACGACACUUUUCUCAUCCCAGCACGCAUUGUCCACAACUGGGACACUUCUAAGUACAAGGUAUCUAAGCAGGCCAAAGAGUUUCUGGAGUACGUGUACGAGGAGCCCCUGAUCGACAUCCAGCAGGAGAACCCCAUGCUGUACCUCCAUGCGGAGCCGCUGGCCGUGGUGGUGAGGCUGAGGCAGCGGCUGAAAUCGCUUCGAGCCUAUUUGUUCAGCUGCCGGGCAGCAGUGGCCGAGGAUCUGCGCCGCAGAAUUUUCCCCAGAGAAUACCUGCUCCAACAGAUCCACCUCUAUUCCCUCGCUGAUCUGCAGCAGGUGAUAGAGGGGAAGCUGGCUCCAUUCUUGGGCAAGGUCAUUAAAUUUGCCACCUCCCACGUGUACAGCUGCAGCCUUUGUAGCCAGAAGGGCUUCAUCUGCGAAAUCUGUAACAAUGGAGAGAUCCUCUACCCUUUUGAGGAUAUUUCAACAAGCAGGUGUGAGAGCUGUGGAGCUGUUUUCCAUUCCGAGUGCAAAGAGAAGUCUGUCCCGUGCCCGAGGUGUGUCCGCCGAGAGCUGCAGAAGAAGCAGAAGUCUUUCUGGCGGAGGCUGAAUAUGGAUGAGAGCCUGGAAGAGGCUUGCAACAUGUUUGAGCUGUCCUACCAGAACACCUGACUCGGCGCCAGCCCUGGCCAGCGAGUGACCUCUGGGUGAUCCGUCAGCCCCACGGCUGCCCAGCCAGCCAGCUAGAUCCCUUUGGAAGAGGAGCGUCUCAUCUUCCGCUAGAUUUAUAUUUUAUUUCUAUAUAUACCUACACCGGCAGGUAUAGACACGUAUAUAGACACACACACACACACACACACACACACACACACACACACACACACACACACACACACACACCCUUAUACAUCCUGUAUGGAAGUUCCUUAAAAAUUAUUAUCAUCUAGAAGGUCCGUGGAGUCUCUGUGACUCAAAAAACUCCUGAUUGCUGAAUCAAAUUUAACCAUGUGAUGAGCUACUUGCACCCAAAUAAUAUGUGGUUUACAUUCGAGGCUUUAUCGUUCAGCCUUAUUUUAUUUUAUUUUUUCUCUCUUUUGUUUUUUAAUUUUUUGGGUGGGUGGGGGAUGGCAGGGAAUGCAUAGGCUCCCAUGGGCCAUUUUAUUUCCCAGGACAUAGGGUGGGGAAGCAUAUCCUACAUGAACAGGGUUUGGGUUUAUUUUUAUGCUAUUUAUUUGUAACCUACAUGGAGGAUCGGGUAACCGAGACAGGCAUCUCUCAUUGCCUGUUUCAGAAGAAAAUCUUCAAAAUGCAGGUCUGGCUCCACGUCCGUGUGUCUCCCCUUGUUGUUUUUUUUUUUGUUUGUUUUUUUUUUUACUGACAUGGGGUUCUCCGAGGCUGUGCCAAGGGACUUGACCACCAGGAGACUCAGCAGUAAGCAUACACCCUGUUUACGAGGAGAGCUAGUACCAGUUUGGAAGCAUAUCUCAGAAAGCUUCUUCCUGGGACAAGAAGAGAACUCUGUCACCAAUAACUGUACCGUGUUGGUUUGUUUGCUGGUAGGAAUCUCCACAUCUGCCGGAUGAGGCAAUGGCCACCGUGUUUGUUGGGUCAGACUUAUGGCUCAGGGGAGGGCAGUUUCCCAAGGUUUUCACAGGAGACGUUUUAGGAGCUUUUUAAUGGUGCUUGGCUGAGGAAAUUUCCUAAGACUGCUGUUAAAGAUACCGGUUCGUAGACUGGUUGACAAGGUUUCAAGUGUUUCCAUUCCAACAGACGGUCUUCUGUUUCUUUUCACAGAUUCUUCUAUAGGCGAUUCCUGCCUGCCCUCUGGAGAUGUUUUAUUUCUCGUUGUUUUGCAUUUCCCUUUCAUUUUGACUUUUAAACGUGUCAGUUUAGUUGCUUCUGUUUCCACAUCUUAUUUUUCAUUUAAAGUAAUUAAGGUAAUAGAGAAUCCCAACUUGAGGCUAUUAAGAAAACCCCAAACUUACCAACCUAAUUAAUGAAUUAAAUCUAAUAUUGUUUAAAUAAGUAUAUAUUUAUAGAUAUGUAUACAUACACAUAUAUAUAAUUGCCACCAUCGAGCAAAAUAAGAAGCGCUAAGAAUUCUAGCCUAGGAAUAAGAACUACGUUGAAUUGCUUAACCAUGUGACACGGCAGUGUUCUCUCACUGCUAUGCCCUCUUAUAAGAGCCAGCCUAGCGAUCCCUGGACAAACUGUCAGGUAGGAAGGCACUGGAAACAGUGGAUCCCAUUUCUUUUGCCGUAUCUCUUUCCAAAUCAGAAAUACAUGCUUCUCUUAAAACAUGUCUCUCUAGACCAUAUUAGAAGAUUUGGGGUGUUUCCAGUAAGCCGAGGAUGCCUUCAAGGCUGAACAGAUUUGCUGCUCUUAGGAUCUGAAAAAAUCCAUGAUUCACACCUACCUGGUACGUUGAACUCCGGGCUCCCUUUUCCUGACCCUGUUACUCCCUCUUGAUCCCAACUUCUGGUACUUCUGUUCUUUUAGAGAUGUCGCAGACUGUUCUGCAGACUGUUCGGUGUAAACCUUACACCUCUCAACCCAUGCCAGUCCCUUUGGUCCUGGACCACACGUUUCUCCUUCCCAGCCCAGCUCCCAAACCACAAAAGUUAAAAAUCAACAAAUGAGACCACAUCACACUCAACAGCUCGGCACCAUGCAUGAAUUUAUUUCCUGAGUAUACAGGAGCUUUCGCCCAGGCAUGAACACUUACUCAAAGGCCAGGAGCCUGUUCACAAGACUCCUAGUGGUGCCUUUGCCUCUUUCGAGUACAGGUUCACUCCCCCGGACAGAUACAGGGAACGCUGCACACAAAAGAAAAAGAGCGGAAAAAUCCCAAACAAAAACUUGGCAAGCAGGCAAAUAAGUGUGAUCGUCUCCACUUGCCUCCGCCCUCUCAUGAAAUACAGUAUUUCUAUUUUCCAGCCUCUAAGAAGAUAGCAGAACAUGAUCUUUCACAAGAGAGUUAUAGACCAGCUUAUUAUAAAAACAGAUGUGCUCCCCUGGCAAAGUGCCUUUUCCUCCGCCUCCGGCUCCCUGUCACCGUAGCUUCUAUUGGCCUUCGGCGUAAUUAAUGCAUCCGUGAUUCUGACUGUCGACAAGGCCGUCCCGGCACUCUGCACGGGGAGACCUGAAGUUCAGGGCUGUCUCUUCCCCUGCUAGCAUGUUUGCACGCUGUGCCAACAGACACCCAGGGUGAGACCUGGUGAGCAUCGGGGUUAAAUUCUGGAUUCCUGUUGUAAAGGUCUUUGUUUUCACCAGUGUCCAUUUAGAGGGCCUCGCUAAAUAUUAACAGUCCCUGUGAACUCGUCAGGAGAACCUUCCACCCACAUCAUUUUCUGCUUAUUUUCCAAAGGGGGGGUGGGGUGGGGAAAAACAACUUAGCAGCACUGUCAACAUCAGCUACCCAGCGCUGGACCUGUACCCAGCCACUUGGGUUUACUCUCCCUUUUGUACACCCCUGGCAGCCGCAUCGCUGCAGGCCGAAGGCCUCCCCACCCCACAGUCUCAGCCACCAUCGCCCACGUGGGAUGGGACAGAGCAGAGUCCGCCUAAGGAGAGGGACUUCCCGAAGUCUGCCAUGAAAAUUCAGAAUUGUGCUCUCCUCCCGGCCCAGAUGCCUUAGACACUGGACACCACCCCUGUGUUCCCAUCCCAGACCAGUUACUUGGCUUCCUCGUAGGUCAUUGUUCCCCCUCCUUAGGAGCUGUUGGAACAAAAGCAGAUCUGAGGAUUGCCACUUCCUUAAAACCAGGCUAAUACCUGCUUCCCCCGAUGUUCCAUUUUGCAUCCCACAUUUAAAAGCCUGUGCUUACAGCCCUGGAUAAAAGGGCCAGAUUGUCUCUGGGAGCUGGCAGCCGUUCUCAGGGGAACCUCUUUUCACUUGGAAAGUCCAUUCCCGGCUCUACCACUUGAGGAAAUCCCUCCGAGCUGUGCCAGCAGCUCAUGUGUGAGACAGUUCCACCCUGGUGAAGACUUGGCAUCGAACCCGCCGUAAAGCAGCCAGUCCCUAAAAUAGACCUGCAUUUGUACCACUGCAGGAAGGCCAGGAGGUACUUAAGAAGCAGUCAACCAGAAAGGGAAUUGUGUUCUUUCCAGAUCUGCUUUUGCCCCGAGACUUUAUAGCAAAACCAUGUCAAUGCUUAUCUCCCUGCUUUGUCUCACUGCCUUUUCAGGGGACUGUGUAGUAGUUGUUCACAUGUCUAGUGCUAAAGGGAAAUAUUUUUAGGAGCUUUUAAUAUUUGAAGAACUGGGAGGGUAAUCCUCUUUGAUUUCUUCUAGAAUAGAUCUCCACACACAAAAAAAAGGGGACUAUAUUUCCACUAGCACUUGGGUGGUGUCCUUUGGACUUCUGUUAAAAAAAAAAAAAUCUCCAUCCAGCAGCCACGAGGGCCCGGUGGGAGGUCACGGAAGAUGCCUUGUGCAGCCUGCGCUGAGCUGCAGUGUGUCCCCUUUGCAGGAGCCUGGCCUGUGUUGUCUCUGCUUGUGCACACGCAGAACCUUAACAUUGGAGUUCCUUCCUGGGUCUCCCCAAAAGAAAAGGGGGAUGCAGCUUUGGUCUCUCCCCAUUGGGCAGGAAAGGCCACAUGUAAUUACUCCAUCUGGGCGGGACUAGUCUGAUGCUGCUCGGAACACUUUCUGCAAAAGACAGGCAUUGUCCAAGGAAGCAGAGAAAUAGCCUCCUCCUGAUUGAUGGUAAGGCUGCUGCUGCUUAUGUGUGUGUGCAGAAUUCUUCAUCGGCAGCACUUUAUUGAGCUAACUAGAUGAUGAAGGAAUCCUCAUUCCUCAUUCUUCCAAUACUGCCUAGAUUCAACACAAAAGUUUUGGUUCCGUUGUUUGUUUUACCUCUUCUAGUAAAGAUGCAUGCAGCAGUUCCUCUUUUUUUUUUUUUUUUUUUUUAGUUUUCUGUCUUAUUCCUUUUCUUACUCUGAGAUAAUGUGAAAAAGGUAGAGAAUUAGGGGCAAGCCUGAGAGAAAGGAAUCCCUUCUCCCUUUGGCAUGAAUUGAAUCAGUAGAAAUACUCUCUGCUUUCCUUCUCUUGGUUCUUUUAACCACUGGGCUUAAGGAGCUUUGUGUAUUAUGUACCUUUAACUGUUCUUCUAAUCCAAAAUCGAGUAGAACUAACUUCUGUAGCCUAUACCCCACGUUGGGCAAAUAAGCCCAGGUCAGUUUAUCUAAAAGACUAAUAGCUGAUUUCUGUCCCAUGAAACAGUGAGCUGACAACCAAGCCCCAGCACCCUGCAGCCUUCUUGGUGGGCAAUACUCAUUUCCUUGCACUGAAAAAAAAAAAUCUUCUUAGCAUGUUUUAGUAGUGGGUGCUCGACUAAGGCAAAACUCAAUUAUUGUUAAACUCUUGGUAAAAUUUGAAAAUGGAGAAUACCCUCCCAAGCAAGGGGCAAAAGGAUCGUGUACAUCGCACAGGUGGCCCUCCGAUGUGACGGAAGGCGUGGUUCAGUGUGAGAGAGGAGACGGCAGCUGUUUCACGUCAGCCCCUGCCUGUGGACAAGGAAGCCACCUUGCUAGAAAACCCUGGGGUGAAGUCAGCUGGGCCCGAGCUGCAAGAGUCAGGCGCUGGCAACAGCCUUUCCUUUUGCUGGGGAGCGUCAAACCAGCCUCUCCCCUCGCCCCCGGUCACCCCUCCUGAGCCCAGGCUCAGAUCCAGGCCUCACAGCUAGUGAACCGGCUUGCGCACCACCAGGGCCCACGGCUGCUCCUCCCCGCUGGCCGGGCCCUUGUUCCUCACCCCCGUAGGAGUGCCUUAUAGUACUGCCUAGUGCUUCUAGUCUAGCCCGACCCACUUGAAGCCCGCGGGACCUGCGCCUCAACAGGGACCACUCUGCUUGUCCAGCCCCGCCGGUUCCUCUCUAUGCGCUGGGACCCUGCCCGUGCCACCUGCAUGAGGACCGUUCACCUUUGUUUAACCUGGUGCCUUAACCUCAUGCGUCGGAAGCGUUCCUGUGGGAAGCACACAGUUGAAGUAGCCCGGCAGCUCCAUUGGCUUCACGACUCCAUUGCCGCCUUUCACCAGGAAACACACAUGACACAGCCACCUCAUGGUUUAACUUGGCAGGAUGCGAGGGUUCUGUUGGUGGUGGUUUUUAAUCACUCUCUUUUGUCGGUUUGCGUGCAUGCUUGCCUUCAUUAAGCAAACUCAGGGGAAAUGUCAUGAUGUCAUCAAGAUCAGUGGGUAGCAAUGCAACCGGAUUUGACUCUUGUAACAAAGAAUCUAGCUCUUUUUUUUUCCCCCAGGUUUAAAAUAAAAUGACAUAGACACAAGGUAUUUUCUCCGUAGAGAAGUUUUCUUUUGGAUUUUGCCACUUGUUUCCCAAAUGGGAAGCCUGGGGGAAACGUAGAGCUGAGAACGGUCUGUGUGACGUGGGCAGUCACACUCACUGCCUGGGCUCUGACGGCUCAGAAAGCCAGAAGACUGCCGUCAGCAGUGAAAAGGGAAAGCUGGGGCCGGAGCGAUAGCACAGCGGGUAGGGCGUUUGCCUUGCACGUGGCCGACCCGGGUUCAAUCCCCGGCAUCCCAUAUGGUCCCUCAAGCACCGCCAGGAGUAAUUCCUGAGUGCAAAGCCAGGAGUAACCCCUGAGCAUCGCUGGGUGUGACCCAAAAUAGCAAAAAAAAAAAAAAAAAAAAAAGAAAAGAAAAGGGAAAGCUGUCUUUAAGGAGCAGGAGGAUACAGAGAAAUGGUGAAUUGCAAACGAAGACCAGUGAAUGUGCCUGCUCACGCGGGGGAUGUCGGCUCAGCAUGUUCUUACGUUUCUGGAUCAGAGAUGUGCGCGUUAUUUUGGUUUGGGCUUGGGUUUUGCCUUUCCGCUCGUGGUACAGAAUCGACUACAGGUUGGGGUUGGGGCUAUUCUAUCACUCUGUGCUGAGCUAUCUGUAAAAGCAAAUGUAUUCCCUUACAUAUGUGUCGCUUCUGUUUUCAGAAUUUGUUGUUUCUGUUCUCAGAAUUUUAUUGCCUUUUGUUUUAGGCCUAACUUCUUCUUUAUGUAUUUGUUUACAUCAUAUUUAUUAUGUCAGUAAUUGUCAUCAUUGUCGACAGGUGACCCUUAGUCACCUGUCAUUCCGUUCAAGUGCACCAGUUCCUAAUGUAUAAAGUGCUCUCUCCCAAUAAACAAUGCAGAAAAUACUUUCUCUUCUCCUAAUAACUUCAUUAAAAAUAUUGGUUUUGGGCGGGGGGGUGAUAAAAAGCCCAAGAUGAGCCCUGGAUAUUAAUUCUAAGUCA
Molecule: messenger RNA, 9297 nt
Organism: Sorex araneus (European shrew)
Lineage: Eukaryota; Metazoa; Chordata; Mammalia; Eulipotyphla; Soricidae
Gene: PLEKHM3
Product: pleckstrin homology domain containing M3
Exons: 8
Coding region: 441-2726 (761 amino acids)
Source: RefSeq, a predicted model, not a curated record